Aureobasidium uvarum is the source of this 732-nucleotide messenger RNA. The record is from the annotation of a GenBank genome assembly. NCBI's taxonomy places the organism in Eukaryota, Fungi, Ascomycota, Dothideomycetes, Dothideales, Saccotheciaceae.
AUGAACAGAGGAAGAUCUGUUCUCAGCCCUCCUCCCAAGAAGCGUAAGUACAUGGCAACAUCCAAUCUUUGCGCGCACGCGAACCGGGUACUCAUACACUCAAAGCUCUCNACCCUCGCCGCCCUCGACAAGCCCCCGAUCCUGCGUCGCGGCAGAGAUGGCAUGUUCAUGACCACCGAGGAAAUUGAGCGCGACGAUGCUCGCAUGGCUGCCGAAGAGAGAGCCCGUCCUUGUUCUCGCCCUCCGGUCAACAAGCCCGAGGAAGUCUUUCCCGCUUCGGGAUGGCCGACUGCCCCUCAAGCUCACGUUUCACCGACGAGGAGAUCCUCGCCCUGGCCUCCACCACCACUCNNCUCCCCCAUCCCCGCCAGAAGCCCUCUCCGCCUCCGCCGCACCCCUCCCGCUGCCACCGUGCAGCCCGACAGNCCCUCCUCCUCGCUGUUCGGGCCCGGCCCGGGAUUCCAGCAGGGAGCUCCCUGGUCACUGACCGGGGCUCUUCUGCCCUCCGUCGAGCUGGCUUCCCCCUCCCUGGCCUCCUCGGCUCCUUCAGAGUACCUGGGUGGUUCCUCUGCUGCUGCCUCUGUUGUCGAGGACGAGGGACCUCGUGGUGUCGACUACAACCCCGACACCACGGGGUUGGCCUCUGGCUUUUCGUCUUCGUCGUCGUCGGGGGCUUCGCUCCUUGUGAGUGACGGUUCGGUGGUGGUACCUCGCCGUAGAUGGACUGUGUAG